Molecule: messenger RNA, 636 nt
Organism: Penicillium robsamsonii
Lineage: Eukaryota; Fungi; Ascomycota; Eurotiomycetes; Eurotiales; Aspergillaceae
Exons: 3
Coding region: 1-636 (211 amino acids)
Source: RefSeq, a predicted model, not a curated record
AUGGCCUCGAACCGCUUCUGGACCUCCUCUUCGGUCUCCUUCCGAAUUCGCGCCUCAAAAUCCUUCUGCUCAUCUGCCAGUUUAUAUCCGGUGGAUCUCGAGAAGGAUAAGGGGGUUGAGGAGGAACAUAAGGAAGGUCCGAAUAGGAAGGACCAGGCUGUCCGUAUUGUGGAUUUUGAUAUUGCGGAUUUUGAUAUUGUGGAUUUUGAUAUUGUGGAUUUUGAUAUUGUGGAUUUUGAUAUUGCGGAUUUUGAUAUUGUGGAUUUUGAUAUUGUGGAUUUUGAUAUUGCGGAUUUUGAUAUUGCGGAUUUUGAUAUUGCGGAUUUUGAUAUUGCGGAUUUUGAUAUUGCGGAUCUUGAUACUCCAGAGGAUUCUGAUGUUGCUGAGCUUGUUGAUUCGUACUUCUGUGCGGAUAAGAAGUCCGGCGUGCCUGCGAUGCUUGUGGACGAUUUGAUGGGCGUGGGUGCAAGUUGGGAACACUCGGCCUGCCUGUUACCGGUUCCGGGUAGUUCACGAGAUGGGACGGGUACGCCGUACUGGAUAGCCCUGGCCGUGGUCCAUAUGGUCCAUAUUGGUAUCCUCGAGGCAGCUCAGGAAUGUGGCGAGAGCCAUAUUGAACUUGGCCUAUUGGCAUAA